CCGAGGGUGUGGUGCCUGCGGUAUCUGUGCCCGCGGCCCCGGCACGUGGCGGGCACCGGCCCAGCCAUGCCGCGCGCGCCCCGCUGCAGGGCUGUCCGCAAGCUGCUGCGCAGCCGCUACCGCGAGGUGCUGCCGCUAGCGACCUUCGUGCGGCGCCUGGGGCCCGCGGGCCGGCGGCUCGUGCAGCGCGGGGACCCGGUGGCCUUCCGCUCGCUGGUGGCCCAGUGCCUGGUGUGCGUGCCCUGGGGCGCGCGGCCGCCGCCUUCCGGCUCCUCCUUCCGCCAAGUGGGUCGCCCGGGGAUCCGUGUUGUGUGGGGCGAGGGUCCGGCCGCGGGAUCUAGGCGGAACGCGGAGCAGUGCGCCCCGGGCUCCCUGACACCUUGCGCGGCGACUUGUAACCCCUCCCCCCUGCAGGUGUCCUGCCUGAAGGAGCUGGUGGCCAGGGUAGUGCAGAGGCUCUGUGAGCGCGGCUCCAGGAACGUGCUGGCCUUCGGCUUCGCGCUGCUGGACGGAGCCCGCGGCGGGCCUCCCGUGGCCUUCACGACCAGCGUGCGCAGCUACUUGCCCAACACGGUGACUGAGACGCUGCGCGGGAGUGGCGCGUGGGGGCUGCUGCUGCGCCGCGUAGGGGACGACGUGCUGGUUCACCUGCUGGCGCACUGCGCGCUCUACCUGCUGGUGGCUCCGAGCUGCGCCUACCAGGUGUGCGGGCCGCCUCUGUAUGAGCUCUGUGCCGCCAGCGAGGCCAAGCCUGCCGAGUCCCCCAGAAGUCGACCCACGCGUCGCGCGGGCGAGACGCGAACGGGGCCAGGAUCUACACACCACUCCUGGAACCGCAGUAACGGAGAGGCCGGCGUAGCUUUGCGUCUGCCAGAUGGUGGUGCGAGGCGGCGUCCGGGCAGUGCUGGCGGAAGUCCUCCCUCAGCCAAGAGGCCCAGGUGUGAACCGGCCUGUGAGCUGGGACGAGGGCGUGACGGGCAGGCGACCCAGUCCUAUCCGGACAGUGUGCCUGGGCCGAGUGACAGCAAUCCCCGUGCUGUGGCACCCAGCAGAGCCACCAUGGAAGCCACGUCUUCCACUAGCGAUCGAUCUGAGACAUGUCGCUCCUGUCCACCAGUGGGCCGCGCGUGCCAGGUGGGCCUUCCGCCCCCGCCGCAGUCACCGCAGCUUCCAGGCGCGCCGCAUCCCGGAAUGUACGCGGAGACCAGCCACUUCCUCUACUGCUCUGGCGACAAGGAGCGGCUGCGCCCCUCCUUCCUGCUCAGCUCCCUGCGGCCCAGCCUGGCCGGUGCCAGGACACUCAUAGAGCGCAUCUUCCUAGGCCCGACACCGCGGCGGGCAGGGUUGUCCCGCAGGUGGCGUCGCCUGCCCCCGCGCUACUGGCAGAUGCGGCCUCUGUUCCGCGAGCUGCUUGGAAACCAUGCGCGGUGCCCCUACAGCGCGCUCCUCAGGACGCACUGCCCACUGCGGGCUGUGGCCACCACGACUGCAGGUGUGUGCGCCACCGAGGAGGAUGCGGGCCGGAGGUGCCUGGUGCAGCUGCUCCGCCAGCACAGCAGCCCCUGGCAGGUGUACAUGUUCCUGCGCGCCUGCCUGCGCCGCGUGGUGCCCGCCCGCCUCUGGGGCUCCAGGCACAAUGAGCGCAGGUUCUUGAGGAACACAAAGAAGUUCGUUUCUCUGGGGAAGCGUGCCAGGCUCUCCCGGCAGGAGCUCACCUGGAGGAUGAAAGUUCAGGACUGUGCCUGGCUGCGCAGGAGCCCAGGGGGCUGCUGCAUUCCGGCCACCGAGCACCGUCUGAGGGAGGGAGUCCUGGCCACGCUCCUGCUCUGGCUGAUGGGUGUGUAUGUGGUGGAGCUGCUCAGGUCGUUCUUCUACGUCACGGAGACCACGUUUCAGAAGAACAGGCUCCUUUUCUACCGGAAGAGCAUCUGGAGCCAGUUGCAGAGCAUUGGGGUCAGGCAGCACCAGGAGAGGGUAAAGCUGCGCGAGCUGUCGGGAGCAGAGCUCAGGCAGCGUCAGGAAGCCGGGCCGGCCCUGCCCGCAUCCAAACUGCGCUUCAUCCCCAAGCCCAGUGGGCUGCGGCCAAUCGUGAAUAUGGAUUACAUCGUGGGCACCAGAACGUCCCGCAGAGAGACAAGGGCUCAGCGCUUCAGCACCAGCAUCAAGACCCUGUUCAGUGUGCUGAACUAUGAGCGGACGCGGCGCCCUGGCCUCCUGGGGGCCUCCGUGUUGGGCCUAGAUGACAUCUACAGGGCUUGGCGGGCCUUCGCACUGCGUGUGCGGGCCCAGAAUGUGGCACCUGCACUGCACUUUGUCAAGGUGGACGUGGUGGGGGCCUACGACACCAUCCCCCAGGCCAGGCUCGUGGAGGUGAUCGCCAGUGUGAUCAAGCCGCAGGAGAACACAUACUGUGUGCGCCGGUACGCUGUGGUCCGGAGGACUGCCGACGGACUUGUCCGCAAGUCCUUUAAGACACAUGUCUCCACCGUUGAGGACCUCAAGCCAUACCUGCGACAGUUUGUGGAGCACCUGCAGGCGACCAGCUCACUGAGGGACGCCGUGGUCAUUGAGCAGAGCUCCUCAUUGAAUGAGGCGGGCAGCAGCCUCUUUGACCUCUUCCUGCUCUUUGUGAGGAACAACGUCGUCAGAGUCGGGCGCAGGUACUUCGCCCAGCCUCAGGGCAUCCCACAGGGCUCUGUGCUGUCCACGCUUCUCUGCAGCCUGUGCUACGGCGACAUGGAGAACAAGCUGUUCCCCGGGCUGCGGCAGGACGGGCUGCUGCUGCGCUUGGUUGAUGAUUUCCUGCUGGUGACCCCUCACCUGACCCAGGCAAAAGCCUUUCUCAAGACCCUGGUCAGGGGUGUCCCCGAGUACGGCUGCAUGGUGAACUUGCAGAAGACGGUGGUGAACUUCCCUGUGGAUGACGACAGCCUGAGCGGCGCAGCCUUUGUCCAGCUGCCAGCCCACUGCCUGUUCCCCUGGUGUGGCUUGCUGCUGGACACCCAGACCCUGGAGGUGUUCGGUGACUACUCCAGUUAUGCCCGGACCUCCGUCAGAGCCAGCCUCACCUUCAGUCCCGGCUUCAAGGCUGGCAGGAGCAUGCGUCGCAAACUUUUCAGGGUCCUGCGGCUGAAGUGUCACAGCCUCUUUCUGGACUUGCAGGUGAAUAGUCUCCAGACAGUUUGCAUAAACGUGUACAAGAUCCUCCUGCUGCAGGCCCACAGGUUCCAUGCCUGUGUGCUCCAGCUGCCAUUCAGCCAGCAAGUCCGGAAGAACCCUGUGUUUUUCCUGCAGAUCAUCUCUGACACAGCCUCUUGCUGCUACUCCAUCCUGAAAGCCAAGAACACAGGGAUGUCACUGGGGGGCAAGGGUGCCUCCGGCCUGCUUCCCUCUGAGGCUGUGCAGUGGCUCUGCCAACAAGCCUUCCUGCGCAAGCUGGCUCAUCACCGCAUCACCUAUAAGUGUCUCCUGGGGGCUCUCAGGACAGCCCAGGAGCAAGUGCAGGAGAAACUCCCUGAGGCCACACUGGCCACCCUGGAAGUUACAGCUGACCCGGCCCUGACCAUGGAUUUCACAACCAUCUUGGACUGACAGCCCCACCCCACACUGGCACAAGGGGACGGC
Nycticebus coucang (slow loris) is the source of this 3624-nucleotide messenger RNA. It is a transcript of the gene TERT, whose product is annotated as telomerase reverse transcriptase. Gene Ontology annotation, molecular function: telomeric repeat DNA binding; telomerase RNA binding. Gene Ontology annotation, cellular component: telomerase catalytic core complex. The transcript is spliced from 15 exons. The record is from RefSeq and is a predicted model, not a curated record. Bases 67 to 3591 code for a protein of 1174 amino acids. Gene Ontology annotation, biological process: telomere maintenance via telomerase. Lineage: Eukaryota; Metazoa; Chordata; Mammalia; Primates; Lorisidae.